Molecule: messenger RNA, 2565 nt
Organism: Stylonychia lemnae
Lineage: Eukaryota; Ciliophora; Spirotrichea; Sporadotrichida; Oxytrichidae
Source: the annotation of a GenBank genome assembly
AUGUCACCUUAGCCAUAAUACUAAUUCAAUGAUUAGAGAGAUUAACUGAUACUUAAAUCAAUGGAUCAUCAACAUUUGGCUAAUCAUUCAAAAACCUUUUCAUAAAACUACUAGACUAAUCAAAUCUAGUAGCAAUCAUAACCCUUAUUGAUCCAAUCUUAGUCGCAUGGAUUGCCAGCAUAGACCUAUACAACUAAUAACAGCAACCAAAAUGUUAGCAGUAAUAAUAACUAGAAAAGUAAUAAUAGAAACAAUAAUCAUUAGGGACACGAUACAAAUAGCGAUGCAAAAGCUGUUAUUCAAAUAAAUUACAGAGAUAGAGAAGCAUUUUCAGUUGAGCGACGAGCAGCUAAUGGAAAUUACAUAGCUUUUGCUUGUGGUCCUCUGAGAAGGCCUCGAUAUAUAAAUGAAAGAAUCGAGUAAGAACUUUUAGAAUUUAAAGAAGAAAUUGAAGAAAGAUUCGCAAAGUCGAAGGUUAAUUAAGAUUUUACCUUCCCUUUCUAAAGCACCGGACCUCAAUUAAAAAAAGACGACUCAAAGAGGAAGAUUUAAAUGGAUAAGUUCCUUGAACUAUAAAAGAGACAUCAAUGUAACAAUAAUAUUCAAUUUAAUUCUUAAAUUAAUAUAGAAAAACUUGAUGAAUUAAACAAGAUUCAAAGUGAGAUCGCGAAAUCGCAAGAGAGAUUUCCAUCUAAAUUAUAGGAAAAAUUUGGUAAAAGCAAAACUGUGAAAUCCCCUGAGUCUCAAUUGAAAACAAACAUUAUUAGUCCCAAUAAUGGCAACGAGAUAAAAUCGCAAAUCACUACUAAAAUGCAAACUGAAAUUAGUCCCGACAAAUUAAAUAAUAUGAAUCCACCUGAAGUAGUUACUGAUUUUAUGAAGGUAUAGCGUCAAACUAAACUUUCAAUCAAUUAAAGGCAGAGUGAUAUCUAUAAAAACUCUAAUAUCAAUCAUUAGAAUAAUCUGAUAUAUAAUACUUCAAAUUUCGAUGAGCAGAUUUAGCUCAGUCUAGAUUCCGAUACUUAACGACCAAUAGCAACAGACACUCAAGGUUCAGCUAUCAUGAUUAACUCAAGAAAUAAUGUAAAGCUAGACUCAAACAGACAAGUUAAGCAUUAAACUUAUGACUAAAGAAGUAAGAACAAUCUUAACAACUUCACUCAAAAGGAAAUAGCACCUUAAACAUCUAAGAAUAUAUAGAAUGCAAAUACAAUGAUUCAGAAGACUUUUCAAAAUUAGGUCAAGAUACUUGGCUAAACUCCUAAUUAAAAAAGAUAAAAAUCAACUAGAUACACUACGAAUUAAUCCUAAAACGACCAAUAAAAGCAAUUAGUGAUAAAUUUCUAUCCAAACACACUAGCCAAAAGGAAUCAAGCUCAGAAUUCCAAACAAAGAGAGAGCGAUUUAUUCAAAAGCUCGAUAAUAGGGAAUAAUCAGAUUAAUGUUCAGUCUAGUAUAACUAGUUAGAAAUAGCCAAUUAAUUUUGGUUCAUUUCUGAGUACUACUAAUAAGGAUACCACUUAAAUUCAAUUUUAAAAGCAAGGAAGCUAAAAACGAAAGUCGUCAAGAACUUAGCCAUUAACAUAAAGUGAAUAUGAUUCAACAAAAUCUUAUGAUAGAAAUUCAGGAGUUUAUAAAUCAUUAGCGAUCAACCUCGAUGAGGCCUAAACUCUACUAAAUUCAGCAAUUACUUUACAAUAAUAGUCCAGAAAUCAAUCAGAGCUGAUUAAGCCUAAUAAUAGUGGCAGUUCAGCAAGUCAAUAUAAUAAUAAGAAAUUCGCAAACGCUUAAUCUACUUUAAGUAAUAAGCUAAAAGGUUCUCAUUAGAGAACAAAAACUACUACAAAUCUAACCAAUUUCAUGCAGCAAAAUACAGUUUCUCCUACAAUCAUGAAUAGUGUGAAUAAUACAACAACUACAAAUCAAAGCAUAAUCAAAACAUUCGACUAUAGAAUGUUUAGCCCAAACGCCAAUUCAGGGAAUUAUCAAGCCUAGAUAAUUUCUCCAUAGUCUUUCAUUAGCAAUAUAAAGAACUAGAGCAUAAUUUAAUCAAUAAAUUAAUCCUCAGCAAAAGAAAACUAUCAAGUCAAAGGAUAAAUUCAAUCAAAUGCAUAGGAAUUGAAGAACUAUAUGCGUAUGCAAAAGCAAUCUUCAUAAAAUUCAAACUAAGGCAUAUAUCCUCAUAUCAACUCUUCUCCUUCUAAGUAUGCCUCACAAAAUUCAACUGUUCAACAAUACUAAACAUUCAAGAUAGCAGAGGAUGUAAAUCAUUAAAGAGAGCAUAGUCAGAAUUAGCAAGUGAGCAAAAGACUAUCUGGUGUGUAUUAGAAUAAUUAGAGCCGGAACUCUAAUACCCUUUUGAUUGUAUAGAAUGCAAAUACCUAGUAAAAUAAGAAUGGAAACUAUUAGAGUUUCAUAGUCAACAGUGGUGUAGGCAUAAAUAACAAUCAUCAAGCAGGAGCUACUACUAUGGUUAUUAAUUUGAAGAAGAAAAAUAUUAAUCAGCCUCAUCAAAGGUUGUUCUCACCUCCUUAAAAUAAGGUGAGGCUUAAUACUCAUUAAUGA